GUUCCCUAUCAUUGAUUUGUGUCAAGUCAGCUUCUUUCCACAGGAAAAUCUGAACAGAGAAUUUAAUGUCUUUACAUGCUUAAUUUUCAAUUUGAUCGUUGGAAAUUUUCGUAGUAAAGAAUAUCAUAAUUUUUUAGUUAAGAAUUUAAUGUGGCGUCUUAUGAUUUCUAGAUUUUUGUGGACAUAUAUAUUUUAAGGUGGAGGACGAAAGUACGAUCAGUUUUUGGGCACAUAAGUGGUGCAAGGAGAUCGAGUUGAAAGAAGCCUUUCCUAAUUUAUACCGCAUUUCUUGUCAAAGAGAGAUGACAGUCAAACAAAUUUGUAGAUCUCAUGAAGGUGUUAUUCACUGGGAUCUAAGAUUGCAUGAUCGGGAGAUGGGAGAGUUUCACAAUUUGAUAAGAGUUAUUUUAUGGGAUAGACACACCAAACAAUCUAACAAAUGUUUGGAGAUGGCGAGAGAGCGGAGAUGGUCUAUUCUCUUUUAGCUCUUAUUAUAAGAGGUUGCUAGUGAGAGAGGAAUGUUCUUUGCCCCAUGGAUUCACUUGGAUCCCUAGAGCACCAAGAAGGGUUUGUUUCUUUGUAUGGUUGGCGGCAAGGGGUGUGAUUUUAACAACUGAGAACCUGAGAAAGAAGAGAAUCACCUAUGUUAGUUGGUGUUUCAUGUGUAAAAGUGCAGGUGAAAGUGUAGACCAUCUUCUUUUGCAUUGCAAGGUGGCUAGCCGGUUAUGGAGGGCGGUUCUCAAUUUGUUUGGGGUGUAUUGGGUCAUGCCAGGUACAGUAAGGGGGGCUCUGCAAAGUUGGACUCAUAGACGGGGGAAGAAAAGCCCGAGGGCUUGGAGCGUUGAUCCCUUAGCAAUCAUGUGGGUUAUUUGGAACGAGAGGAAUAGGAGGGCUUUUGAAGGGUUGGAGCUUGAUUACGUAAAAAUGCAGAGUAGUGUUUUGUCUCUAGUCUCUUUUUGGUGUACUCACGAGGUCCCAAUUUGUAUAAAGAAUUGUGUCUCUUUUGUUGAGAACCAUAUUUUGGUGAUUAUGGUAAAUGUCCAGUCACUGGAGAGCCACUGACAAUGGAUGACAUUGUUCCAGUUAAAACUGGCAAGAUGGACUUUCACAGCUUCCUUUAAUUGGAACCUUUUGCAGAUAGUGAAGCCCCGACCUGUGCAGGCUGCCAGUAUUCCUGGGAUGUUGGGAAUGUUUCAGAUAGAGUGGGAUGGUCUGAUGCUAUCCAAUUUUGCUUUGGAACAGCAAUUACAUACGGCAAGGCAAGAGCUGAGUCAUGCUCUAUAUCAGCAUGAUGCUGCAUGCCGUGUAAUUGCUAGGCUGAAAAAGGAAAGGGAUGAGGCAAGAGCAUUGCUUGCACAGGCUGAAAGACAAGUACCCAUGGCAGCAACUACAAUAGAACCUAAUGGUGCUGCUCUAAGCAAUGGGAAAAGAGCUGCGGAAGAAGAGGAGAUGGUUCCUAGCGGUAAGAAAAUUCGCCCAGGAAUAGCUGGUGAUGUUAUUAAAGAGCUUCAGGAUUGUAAUGCUGCUCUUUCACAACAAAGGAAAAGGCGACAGAUACCUGCAACUUUGGCUCCUGUGGAUGAUAUUCAGAGAUAUACCCAACUGAAUAGUUAUCCUCUUCACAAAACCAACAAACCAGGCAUUUUGUCUCUGGAUAUCCAUUAUCCUAAGGACAUCAUUGCUACUGGUGGAGUUGAUUCAAAUGCUGUGGUCUUUGAUCGGCCUUCAGGACAGAUUGUAUCAACACUAAGUGGUCACUCAAAGAGGGUUACCAAUGUCAGAUUUGCUGCUGAGGGUGAACUACUAGUUACUGGCUCUUCAGAUAAGACAGUUCGUGUGUGGCAAAGCUCUGAAAAUGGAAAUUAUGACAGUAGGCUUACUUUGAAGGAUCACAGUGCAGAGGUGCAGGCUGUCACCGUCCAUGCAACCAAUAAGUACUUUGUGUCUGCUUCUCUUGAUGGCACAUGGUGUUUUUAUGAUCUUGCUUCUGGCUUGUGCCUUGCUCAGGUAGCAGAUGCUUCAGAAUCUGAGGGCUACACAUCUGCAGCUUUUCAUCCUGAUGGUUUGAUCCUUGGAGCAGGGACUUCAGGGGCUCAGGUCAAGAUAUGGGAUGUAAAAACUCAGGCAAAUGUUGCAAGAUUUGAUGGGCAUGUUGGAGCAGUAACUGCAAUUUCCUUCUCAGAAAAUGGUUAUUUCUUAGCAACUGCAGCUCAAGACGGUGUUAAACUUUGGGAUUUACGGAAAUUAAGAAACUUCAGAACCUUUUCUCCUUAUGAUGAAGAUACAUCUACUCAAUCAGUGGAAUUUGACCACAGUGGAAGUUAUCUUGCAUUAGGAGGCUCAGAUAUAAGAGUUUAUCAAGUUGCAAGUGUAAAGUCCGAUUGGCAUUCCGUCAAAAUCCUACCUGACUUGUCAGGCACAGGUAAAGCAACAUGUCUGAAGUUCGGUCCAGAUGCAAAGUACAUAGCUGUUGGAUCGAUGGAUCGAAAUUUAAGAAUAUUCGGGCUGCCUGGAGAGGAUCAGUCAGAGAGUUAGGCUCACUUGCGGGUGUUAAAGCAAAAUACUAGUCGCACAAACCCUGCUGCAGGGUCGGCGCAUUAUAUUGGGAGGCUGAAGAGAGAGGUUGAUAGAGAUUUGUUGUUCUUUCAAGUGUAACUUCAGUAGUUUUCUGUUCAAUAUAGUUCCUUUCUAUUACGGAAAAAUAUGUACACCAACAUGGGAUAAUGUGGAAGUAAUGUAUAGUACAAUUCUUGGUUA
Lycium barbarum (goji berry) is the source of this 2757-nucleotide messenger RNA. Its product is annotated as pre-mRNA-processing factor 19 homolog 1-like. Bases 1069 to 2535 code for a protein of 488 amino acids. Gene Ontology annotation, molecular function: protein binding; ubiquitin protein ligase activity. The transcript has 17 exons. The record is from RefSeq and is a predicted model, not a curated record. NCBI's taxonomy places the organism in Eukaryota, Viridiplantae, Streptophyta, Magnoliopsida, Solanales, Solanaceae. Gene Ontology annotation, cellular component: cytoplasm; U2-type catalytic step 1 spliceosome; Prp19 complex. Gene Ontology annotation, biological process: mRNA splicing, via spliceosome; DNA repair; protein ubiquitination.